This is a messenger RNA of Lactuca sativa (garden lettuce), 2900 nucleotides long. RefSeq lists its product as uncharacterized. Lineage: Eukaryota; Viridiplantae; Streptophyta; Magnoliopsida; Asterales; Asteraceae. The record is from RefSeq and is a predicted model, not a curated record.
UUUUUAUUAUUAUUUUUUUUUUGGAAUCCCCUUAUCUCUAUCAUCUCUUUUUGAUGAAAAACUCCUCCACAAAUAAACCAGGUCCUUUUUAUUUAUUUAAUUUAUUUUAUUUUUUAUUUUAUUUAAUUUAAAGGUAUGUUAUCCCUCAUUUAGACCCUCUUGUUCCAACUCCCAAAGCUUCUUCCCGAAGGAAUUCCCCUCAAAUAAAACCCAUGCUUUAAAAAUUAAGCAAAACGAGGAACGUGAAUUAAUGUGCCACCGUUUGAAAAGUCGUCUCUUCACCUACACGCUUCCAUUCACCUCCAAGACGCUUCCUUACUUUCUCACUACACUACUACGUUCGUCACCUCUCUCUACCCAACAACCCAAUAUUGUUUGCACCCCACAUUCUAAUUUACGUUUCGAUAACUGAUAAUCCAUCUGCCUCUAUCAUUGGUUUUACAAGCAGCUUUAAAGGGUCCUGAAGUCAUAAGGGUUUUGAAAUUUCAACUGGAAAGAAAUCUAUAAUCUGAAACCUCUCUGUAAUAAGGACUCCCCCGUAUAUUCAUCAUCAACAAAGAUCCUCUUGGUUUGUUUUCUGAUAUACUUUUUGUGUUUUCUGUCUCUAAAAAAUAUUGUUAAUUGUUCCAAAAAUUAGAUUUUUAUUUUAUUGCAUUUCAUAAAAGGAAAACAGAAAAAAAAUAUACUUCCUGUUUCAAUUUUUGUGUUGCUGCAUCUUCUUACCCCAAUUAGCUCUUCGGUUUUAGCUUUUUUCCAGCUUUUAAAAUUAAUAUGGGGGAUCGUUCUGUUAUUUCGGGUAGAAAACGAGGCCCUCUAGGUUCAACUGAUAGAUAUGGAGAUAAGAAGCAUAAAGCCAUAAUUAUGCUCAACUCAAAAAAAGAAGUAAUGAAUGAUAAAACUGAAAAUAAAAAUAUUGUCAUAGGAGAUGUAUACCACCGGAAGCAGUAUAGAAGAGAAACCAUUAUAAGAUGGAGGGAAAAGAGAGGUAAAUGUCCUAUAAUAUGUUCUCAUUUUCUUGACAAGAGGCAGUAUAGGAGAGAAACUAUUAUAAGAUGGAAGUUAAACAGAAAUAAUCAUACAAGUGCAUCAAAGUUUGCCAUUUCUAUUUCGGGUGAGACCUCAAAAGUAUUUUCUGAUGUUUUAAUUGACAAGAACCAAUACAAGAAAGAAGCUAUUGAACGAUGGAAGAAAAAGAAAAGUAAACGUACACCGAGUUGUUUGGCUUAUGAGAAAGCAAAACGAAAUACAACUGCUUCAGCUGAGACGUCAGCUAUUUCGGGUCCACCUUUGGAUCUACUUCCGAAUGUUUUAAUGGACAAGAAGCAGUACAGGAGAGCAGCCAUUGACAGAUGGAAGAAAAAGACAACUAAAAAAAGAGUUUUUUUGCCACCGAGUUGUUUGGCUAAUGAUAAAGCAUUAAAAAAAUCAAUUAAUGUAGGUAAGACGGGUUAUAUGAGAAGACAGCUUAAUAAUAGGAUAGGCAAACAUUUGUUACAACAAGUCCCCUUUGCUUCUGAUGUCCUUCCUGACGUCCGCCGUUGUCGUUAUUGUGAUGCUGUCAAAUUUUAUUCAGAAACAGCUAAUUUUUGUUGUCUAGAUGGUCGUGUUGUUUUGUCAAAUAAUGAGCUCCCACUUUUGAUGCAAGAUCUAUUGACUUCAACAUCAAAAGAAGCUAUCUCAUUUAGGACAUAUAUUAGAACAUACAACAACCACUUUGCUUUUACUUCUUUUGGGGUUACAGCAGAUAAUGAACUCAGUAAAAGAAAUAAAGGAAUUUACACUUUUAGAGUUCAAGGUCAGGUUUAUCAUUUUAUAAACGACUUGUCGCCUAAGGAAAAUGAUUCCAAAAAUUUACAAUUGUACUUUCAUGACACUGAUAAUGAGUUGGAAAAUCGUUUGUCGGAUUCUCCGCGCUUAUGUAUAGACUUGAUUGCGAAAUGUGUUGAAUAUCUGAAAGAUAAUCCGUAUGCUCGUUUUUUUAGAAAUUUAAGGGAUGUUCCAAACUUAGAUGAAUGUAAGAUUAUUCUUAAGACUAUUCCGGGACAGGAUCAAAGGGUUUUUAACAAACCAGAAGUUUCUCAAGUAGCUGCUAUUUGGAUUGAAGGUCAAGAGAACGGAGAACACGGUCGGAGAAGCAUUGAAGUUAAGUUACACAGUGAAUGCUCCAGGAGUGUUCAAUAUUACUAUGGUUGUUACGAUCCUUUGCAAUAUCCUUUGAUGUUCCCAUUUGGAGAGCUUGGUUGGCAUCAACAUAUUCCCAAAAAGAAAGACGUUGAAAGGGGAAAUGGAAGGAAUGUUGUUUCCACAGUAGAAAAGCUUAUCUCACCUGUAACUGCUACCAGUGCUGAAUACCUUUUGGAUAUGGAAGAAAAUGUUUUGGCCAAGAAUUCUGAAAGUUCAAAGUACGUUUCGGUUAAGGAAUAUUAUGCUUACAAACUUCAAAUUCGUAGGCAUGAUAAGUCCUACUUGCUGCAAUUUGGUCGGCUGUUACAACAAUACAUAGUUGAUAGCUAUGUUAAAUUAGAGACGCAAAGAUUAGCUUUUUUUAGGACACAACAAGCUGAUAUACGACAAGAGUUUUUACAAGGAAUUGUAGACGCUAUGGCAAGUGGUGAAAGUGAAGCUUAGCUAUUGGUAGACGUGUCGUUCUACCAGCAACGUUUAUUGGUGGACCAAGAAAUAUGAGACGGAAAUAUAUAGAUGCUAUGGCGUUAGUCCAGAAAUUUGGUAAACCGGACCUUUUUUUGACCUUAACAUGUAAUCCUAAUUGGCCCGAGAUUAGACAACACAUGAUGACUCAUGAAGAGACACAUAACAGAGCUGAUUUGGUUGUCAGGGUUUUCCACGCAAAACUCGAGUUGUUCAAGAAUGAAAUUUUAAAGAAAAAUAUCUUUGGAAAA